AUGGAUGCUCAAGCGACUGACCUGUCAGGACAGCAGCAAAUGAACUAAAGCUGGGGGAGCGUGCAGGCUGGUGCUGUGUGGAGCUCUGGGGCAGAAGGCGCUUACCAGGGGUGCCCAGAGCCGGGGUCUGUGAGUCGCGCGCUGGGUCCGGGUCACAGGCGCUGGGUGAACAGAUUGAGAAGACAAAAUGAGGAUGUACUCCUUACAUGCUCACGAAAAGCCUUCUUCCCCUUCGUUGGGAAAGACCCCCCCAGACACUAGACCCAGGCCGCACCUGGAGUCAGCCGCAGGCAACUCAGAGGAGCGGGACUCGGAGCCUCGGGAGGGCCUCGGAGGUGGGGGGCUCUAAGCGCCCUACAGCUUGCAUGGAAAGGCAACAGGGACUUCCCUUUUGCACCGUCUGCGGGUACCACUGUUCCAGCCCUGAAGGGACUAGGGGACACUGCGCUGUGGGGAAAGUCCGGGUGGCAGGAGAUGGCGGGGCUCCUGGAGGAGGUGCUGGGAUGCGCUGCUGUGGCUGCUGAGAAAGGUCCUGAGGGCGCAGCGCCCUUUCCCCGAGCUGCGAGGGAGUCCCGCGGGAAGGACCGGCAGGGUCUCUGGGAGGGAGGAACAGGGGAGCCUGGAGUCUCAGGGCUGCCGGGAGCAGAGGCGCUCUGGGUGGUGAACGUCCCCAGCCUGCCCUCCCUGCUCACUGCGGAGUCACGCGCCCGCUCUGCUCUGGGCCUCCCCUCAGCUCUGGCCUCCAGGCAGUUUCCUUUCUCAGGUAGAUUCUGUGCGACUUCAUUUAUUCAGAAUCUGGAUCAGCAAAUGAACAUUCAGGUAGGAAAGGGGUGUUUGGAAGGGUGGAGAGGUUUCCAAGCAGGCGCCCACCUGAGAGGCCCCCUGAAGGGAAACAAACAGGACUUAAAGCCAGGUCUCCUCUCUUUGAUGCAGCCAUUACUCCACCGUCAGGUAGAAUAUCUUCACCUGUUCCUCUUUUACUCACAGGAGAAAGUUCAGCCUCCUUAG
Messenger RNA from Gorilla gorilla gorilla (western lowland gorilla), 1008 nucleotides. RefSeq lists its product as uncharacterized. The record is from RefSeq and is a predicted model, not a curated record. NCBI's taxonomy places the organism in Eukaryota, Metazoa, Chordata, Mammalia, Primates, Hominidae.